AUGAUUAUCGACACAUUGAACGAACUGUUUACUCUCAUGACCAUAGCUGGAGCCUGGAGGCCGUUGGAUCAGUUGUCGGUAAAAUAUCGAAUCUACACCGUGACUCGUUUCGUACUGCUGCCGUUGCCGUUCAUCAUUAUCACCGGCAUGAUAUUGGGAUUGAUUUUGAACAAUUCGGAUAAGGACGAGAUGUACACGACGCUUCUGCUCAUGUUGACGGUCGAAAACAACACCAUAAGAGCUGUCGGCUUAUGGAUGAACCGGAAGCACUUGGUUCAAUUGCUCGGCAUGUUGGCCUCGCCCUAUGCUCAGCCGCGAGGAAAAAGCGAGAUCGAAAUUGAAAAAAGUUACAGCGAGUUUUUGAGAAAAUUUUUAAAUUUGAUUUACGUCUGGGUCGGUGGGACCUGGCUCAUUUGGGUGUCACCUCCGUUUUUUCAAAAGAAAGACCAUCGAAACCUGCCGUUGACCGUUUGGUUACCCCACGAAGGUCCGAUACCCGACAGAAUUUUCUGGUGGCUCUGGAUACCGGACGCAGCGUCUUUUCUCAUCUCCAUCAUAUUAAUCAUCGGCCACGACAUCUCGAUCGCGACCGUCAUGAGCUUCGUCAGCUGCCAGUUCGAUUUGCUCGCCCAUCGCGUGAGAUGCAUGACCAUGGAAGCCAAGAGACGAGCUCACAGAAGCUCGAGGUCGAUCGAAGCCUGCGAGAAGGAGGUGAUCGUCGAGAACGUCAAUCACCACCGCUACAUCUUGGAAUUUGCAGAUCUAUUAUCCAAGGGCUACGGUUGCUCGAUGAUCUUUCAAUUUUCCAAUUGUUUCAUUCAACUGACGGCCAACACGUAUCUUUUGGCUAGCACAACGACCAUCGACGUUCAACUUCUGAUGAGGUUGAUUUUUUUAUCCUGCAUGUUUUUGCAAAGCAGCAUCUACUGCUACUUCGGUGAUCACUUGACCAACAAAAGCCGCGAACUGACCUACGCGUUAUUCACUGCCAAUUGGAUGGAUUUGUGCCUGAGAUCGAAAAAAGAUAUUUUAUUCAUGACUGCCAGGACUAUGUAUCCGGUCUACAUUGGCAAAGCAUUUUUCAUCGUUUUAUCUUUAAACUCGUUCGUACAAAUCCUGAGAAUUUCUUAUGGAGUUUUUAAUGUAUUGAGACAAACGUAGAUUUAUUAUGUGUAGAUUAUUCUCUUGUAGACCAAAUACA
Molecule: messenger RNA, 1201 nt
Organism: Trichogramma pretiosum
Lineage: Eukaryota; Metazoa; Arthropoda; Insecta; Hymenoptera; Trichogrammatidae
Product: odorant receptor 46a-like
Exons: 5
Coding region: 1-1161 (386 amino acids)
Biological process (GO): sensory perception of smell; detection of chemical stimulus involved in sensory perception of smell
Cellular component (GO): plasma membrane
Molecular function (GO): olfactory receptor activity; odorant binding
Source: RefSeq, a predicted model, not a curated record